UUUCCAGCACUUAUAAAUUUCUACAAUUUUUUAAUUUAAAAUUUCAUAUCUAUUAUAUAUUGGAAUUUCGUUUAAUUUCCCUCUUUUGUUAACCAUCAAACCGGAAUUUUGUGUCUUUUCUCCGAUUCCUUUAUAUCCCAGUUGAAUCCCCAAAGCCCUUAGAACUCCCAUGGGUUCAGGUUAGGUUUGUUCUGGGUUUUAUUAGAUUUGCAUAAAGGGAGAAAUAUGGGUCACUCUAGCUUCCAAGACGAAGAUGACGAUGAAGAAGAAUACGGGGAGGAAGCUGGUGGGAGUAAUCGGCUCCUGGGUUUUAUGUUUGGGAAUGUCGAUAACUCUGGUGAUCCUGAUGCUGAUUAUCUUGAUGAGGUUGGUUUGUCCAACAUCUUAGAGCGGAUUGUAGAAACGCUAAGAGAUAAUACCAAGGUGUCCUAUCUGUUCUUAAAACUAGUGUCCAAGAAGGAGGCGCCUGACUACCUGAACAUUGUAAGCAUCCAAUGGGUUUGUCCACAAUAAGGAACAAGCUUAGGUUGAUAGAAUACAAAGAUCGAGAAGACUUUAGACAUGAUGUAUGGCAGAUUUCCUACAAUGCUUAUAUCUACAAUGAUGGUCGUAAUCCUAAUAUUCCUCCUCUCGCCGAUAAGCUUUUGGAGCUUUGUGACUACUUGCUGUAUGAGUAAGCUCAUAGCUUGGAUGAAACUGAAGCAGGUAUAGGGGAAUCUUAAUCAGAUCACACUUUUGAAAUCAUUCAUCCGAAAGCCAGAAUUACCUUAGAGAAGAGCUGCUGCUUCUCUGGUGUCCAGGCUUUGAAGAACCAAAGUAAUAGAGCUUUGUAUACAUGUACUUAUAACCUCGAGUGCUUGAGUUGUUUCAGGCAUCAAAAGAAACUAGUUCAUAUAGGUGGGUAAGAAAAAAAAGAUGGUGAUAACCUAGGUGGUGUAGAUGG
Messenger RNA from Hibiscus syriacus, 943 nucleotides. Its product is annotated as transcription initiation factor TFIID subunit 1-like. Bases 226 to 513 code for a protein of 95 amino acids. Gene Ontology annotation, molecular function: TBP-class protein binding; histone acetyltransferase activity; RNA polymerase II general transcription initiation factor binding. Gene Ontology annotation, cellular component: transcription factor TFIID complex. Gene Ontology annotation, biological process: transcription by RNA polymerase II; RNA polymerase II preinitiation complex assembly. Lineage: Eukaryota; Viridiplantae; Streptophyta; Magnoliopsida; Malvales; Malvaceae. The record is from RefSeq and is a predicted model, not a curated record. The transcript is spliced from 4 exons.